AUGAAAGAUCGUAGAAAAAAAAACGGUGUCGUUUCAUGGAGCACAUUCUUUUUGUUCACCAUCGUUGUUUUUUUGUCUUCCAUUAUCUUUACCGCUCUCAUUUUCUCUUCCAUAUAUUCCUUUUACAUCCCUCAUUUUCACCUCCCAAAAACAGUUUUCAAAUGGCGUACACCAACACCGCCGCAAAUCACCAUCCGAGAAACCGUUACGCUUCCGGAUCAGGUUUUGAUAUUCCUAAAUUACCCUUUGUCUUUUUAUCAUCAUACUAAAAAUGACCUUCAAUGUGUUUACUUAUCGGAUGACUUGGCUCCUCAGCUCACUCAUGAGCCGAUUCAGCUUCACUCUGUUAGGCUCCAUGAACAAAUUGUGCGGUGCCCGAUGCCUCCACGUGGCGAAACUGUAUCUCUCAGGAUAAAAUCCAACAUUACUCUUCAAAUUAAAAACUCUUCAAUCCAUAACUGGGACCCCUUAGUUUACGAAGCUCUAUUCGAUCGUGACAACACUACCAUCGUAUUUGUAAAAGGACUUAAUCUUCGACCAGAGAAAUUAUCUGAACCUUCUAGAUUCCAAUGCGUGUACGGUUGGGAUUUCACAAAGCCCAAAUUCUUAUUUAAAUCAGAUGUUUUAUCAACUGCCCAAGAGAUUAUAAGAUGCAAAACACCUCCAAGCAUUUUAGCCCAAGCCCAAACCCAUACCCAACAUGAAGGUUUUAUUAAAGUAUCUAUUCAAGUUGAAGGUAAAAAAAUAUUUCCCUCCAUAGCAAGGCCUGGGAUUAUUUCAUUACUUAAACCACCAAACCGAAAACCGUAUGAGUUAUGCAUAUGCACGAUGCUACGAAACCAAGCCCGAUUCAUCAAAGAAUGGGUAAUGUACCAUUCAAAAAUCGGAGUCGAAAGAUGGUUUAUUUAUGAUAACAACAGUGACGACGACAUAGAAAAUGUGAUUGCUUUCUUGCAAAGUGCGGGUUACAACAUCACGUGGCACUUAUGGGCCUGGGUGAAAACGCAAGAAGCGGGGUUUGCUCAUUGUGCUUUAAGGGCCCGGGCCUCAUGCGAGUGGGUUGGGUUUAUCGACGUCGAUGAAUUCUUCAACGUGAAGAUAAAAGUAGAUUUACGACAUGUGAUUUGGCAUUAUUCAAAUCCCGAGAAAAAGGUAGCGGAAAUAAGAACACCGUGCUACAGUUUUGGGCCUUCAGGCCUAAAGGAUGUGCCGAGUGAAGGAGUGAUGAUGGGUUACACAUGUCGGUUGGCGGGAAGGGAGAGACAUAAGAGUAUUGUGAGACCUGAUGCACUGAAUCACACCCUUAUUAAUGUCGUGCAUCAUUUUCAUUUGAAAGCACCGUUUGUAGCCGUUGAUGUAGAGAAUGGUGCGAUGAUGAUUAAUCAUUAUAAAUAUCAAGUUUGGAAAGUGUUCAAAGAGAAAUUUUAUAGACGGGUUGCAACUUACGUGGCAGAUUGGCAAAAAGAAGAGAAUGUGGGGUCUAAAGAUAGAGUACCUGGUUUGGGGACUAAACCGAUCGAACCAGAUGAUUGGUCGAAUCGGUAUUGUGAGGUUAAAGAUGUAAGUUUGAGAAAUUGGGUUUUAAAGAAUUUUAAGGAUAAAAAAACUCAUCUUUUUCCAUGGCAACCAGGGUUUGAGCUUCAUCUGAAAAAGAGACAAAGGCAAAAAGAAAAAGGAAUUUUAUGA
Molecule: messenger RNA, 1686 nt
Organism: Lathyrus oleraceus (garden pea)
Lineage: Eukaryota; Viridiplantae; Streptophyta; Magnoliopsida; Fabales; Fabaceae
Product: glycosyltransferase family 92 protein RCOM_0530710
Exons: 1
Coding region: 1-1686 (561 amino acids)
Cellular component (GO): cytoplasm
Molecular function (GO): glycosyltransferase activity
Source: RefSeq, a predicted model, not a curated record